GGAAAUUCCCUUUGUUUUCAAGGGCCGACGGGAGCUCUCCUUUCCCUCGCCAGACAAACGACUGGCCUGGGCAGCCUGCCAAAAGCAAACUCGGGCUGGCUUUGCGUAUGCUCCCGGGGGCGUGCGCGCGUCGCACCAAUCCUGCGGGACGGCAGGGGUUGGUACCGAUGAGGAUUGCGCAUCCCGAGCCCUCCUGCACCAGCAGAGCCGGGUCCUGGCUGUGGAGGGCCGAGGCAUUCGUUGCGAUGCAUCACUGUAAGAGAUACCGAUCCCCGGAGCAAGAGACCUACAUGAAUCACAAAUGGAAGAGGAAGAGGUCUCGCAGCAGAGAAUACGAAGGCAGAUUGAGAUACCCACCUCGCAGGGAUCUUUCAAGGAGAUCACGAUCUCGAAGCCAGGACAGGAUGCCUUACCACAGGAGGUACCGAGAGAGACGGGACAGCGACAACUACCGGUUUGAAGAGCGAAGUCCUUCUUUUGGAGAGGAUUAUUAUGCUACUCACUCACGACACUGGCGGAGAUCGAGGGGCAGAGAACACCAGCGAGCAAAGAAGCACCAGCAUCACUGUCGGAAACGCAGGACCAGGUCUUGUAGCAGUGCAUCCUCGAGAAGCCAACAGAGCAGUAAACGCAGCAGGAGCGUGGAAGAUGACAAGGAAGGUCACCUGGUGUGCAGGAUCGGCGAUUGGCUCCAAGAGCGAUAUGAGAUUGUCGGCAGCCUCGGUGAAGGCACUUUUGGCAAAGUUGUGGAGUGUGUGGACCAUGCCAGAGGCAAAACUCAGGUCGCUCUGAAAAUUAUUAAAAAUGUGGGGAAGUACCGAGAAGCAGCCAGACUGGAAAUCAACGUCCUGAAGAAAAUCAGAGAGAGAGACAAGGAUAACAAAUUUUUGUGUGUCCUGAUGUCAGACUGGUUCAAUUUCCACGGCCACAUGUGCAUCGCCUUUGAGCUUCUGGGCAAGAACACAUUUGAAUUCCUGAAGGACAAUAACUUUCAGCCAUACUCCCUCUCUCAGAUUCGGCACAUGGCAUACCAGCUGUGCCAUGCCUUGAGAUUUCUGCAUGACAACCAGCUGACUCAUACUGACCUCAAGCCUGAAAACAUCUUAUUUGUGAAUUCAGCUUUUGACACCUUGUACAAUGAAAAGAAGAGUUGUGAAGAGAAAUCAAUUAGGAACACAAGCAUCCGUGUUGCAGACUUUGGAAGCGCUACUUUUGAUCAUGAACAUCACACUACCAUCGUUGCUACUCGGCAUUACCGCCCCCCAGAGGUGAUUUUAGCUCCACAGACCCAUGAGAAUCGUGAACACCUUGUAAUGAUGGAAAAAAUCCUCGGGCCAAUUCCAUCUCACAUGAUCCACAAAACUCGGAAACAGAAGUACUUCCAUAACGGGAACCUGGUGUGGGAUGAGAGCACAUCUGACGGAAGAUAUGUCCAAGAGAACUGCAAACCACUGCGGACCUACAUGCUGCAUGACUCACUAGACCACCUGCAGUUCUUUGACCUGAUGAGAAGGAUGUUGGAAUUUGAUCCUUCCCAAAGGAUCAUGUUCUCCGAAGCACUGAUGCACCCGUUCUUUACCGGCCUGUCUCCAGAAGAAAGGAUGCUGUGUGGCCGGGACUCAAGCCGUGACCUGAGCAGAUGACAGAUGGGGGGAGGGUAGUGAUGCCUUCAGCAUUUGUACAUACUUGUGGAUCAGUUUGACCUCUGCAGUAAAGGCUCCAGUAGCUCUCCUGUAGCACAGAGGUACUGGUGCAAUGUGAGAUGGACCCUGGGCAUGGGAGGGGAAGAAAAAGCUACAUGGAAAGCACAGAUUUGUCUAUUUAUAUGUUGUAAAGUUAAAAUAAAAGUGUUUCUUAUUGUUUGAUAAUUUACUUGUACGGAUGUGUAGCUAUUUUUGCUCCCAAUCUGCCAGCCUCUUCUGUUAAUAAAGAGUGGUUUUAUAUUUAUCCACAA
Molecule: messenger RNA, 1954 nt
Organism: Alligator sinensis (Chinese alligator)
Lineage: Eukaryota; Metazoa; Chordata; Crocodylia; Alligatoridae
Gene: CLK3
Product: CDC like kinase 3
Exons: 12
Coding region: 108-1643 (511 amino acids)
Biological process (GO): protein phosphorylation
Molecular function (GO): ATP binding; protein kinase activity
Source: RefSeq, a predicted model, not a curated record